Messenger RNA from Colletotrichum spaethianum, 1248 nucleotides. RefSeq names its product protein LTV1. The record is from RefSeq and is a predicted model, not a curated record. Gene Ontology annotation, cellular component: preribosome, small subunit precursor; cytosol; nucleus. Gene Ontology annotation, biological process: ribosomal small subunit biogenesis; ribosomal small subunit export from nucleus. The coding region runs from base 1 to 1248 and encodes 415 amino acids. The transcript has 2 exons. NCBI's taxonomy places the organism in Eukaryota, Fungi, Ascomycota, Sordariomycetes, Glomerellales, Glomerellaceae.
AUGGCGAAGGGAAAGAAAUUCGAUAAGAAGAAUGCGCAGCAUUUCACUCUCGUCCACCGACCGCAAAAUGACCCGCUCAUCCACGACGAAAAUGCGCCUUCCAUGGUGCUUAACCCGGUGCCUCAGAAGGGGGGAUCCUCCAAGGGAAAGCACCUGAGCGACCUUGCGUCUGAGCUUGGUUCCGACGCUGUGAGCAUACGAGAGAACGAGGGAGAGGCGGCAGAGUACGGCGUUUACUAUGACGAUACCCAGUAUGACUACAUGCAGCAUCUCCGCGACCUCAACUCUGGAGGCGGCGAGGCUGUCUGGGUUGAGGCUCCGGCGGCUGCUAACAAGGACAAGGGCAAGGGCAAGCAGACGUCACUCGAGGACGCUUUGCGCCAAAUGGACCUGGAGCACAAGAGCGAGGCUUUGCUGGAUGAAUCUGUCCUCCCCAACAAGAACCUGCAGCGAUCGACCUACCAAAACCAGCAAGAUAUCCCCGACGCCAUUGCUGGCUUCCAGCCCGACAUGGAUCCCCGAUUGCGUGAGGUUUUGGAGGCACUGGAGGACGAUGCGUACGUGGACGAGGACGACGAUAUCUUCCAAGAGCUGUCCAAGGAUUCACGUGAGAUCGACCAGUAUGAAUUUGAGGACCAGUUCGACUAUGACGACGAGGACGAGGGCUGGGAGUCGGAUGGCACUGCGAAGCCAAACAAGGAGUACAGGGACGAGAUGGUGCCUCAGCUGAUCCCGGUUGAAGGAGAGGCGCUGCCAGAGCACCAGAAUGAGGAUUGGUUGGAAGAUUUCAAACAGUUCAAGAAGGACCAGAAGGGCGGCAAGGUCCAGGAAAAGGCUGCCCCGUCUGAGAUGCAGUCAUCCAUCUGGACCACGACAACUAUGGGUGGUAGGAAGAAGAAGAGAAAGGGAGCCCUGACUAACCCCUCAGCCUACUCCAUGACCUCGUCAUCGAUGGUUAGGACAGAACAGCUCACUUUGCUCGACGCCAGAUUCGACAAGAUCGAGGAGGAGUACACAAGCGAAAUGGGUGGCGACGAUAUGGCCUCCGUCUCAGAAGUCUCAACGGCGACCAGCGUGGCCGGUCCUACUCGAAGUGAUUUUGAUAACAUCAUGGAUGACUUCCUUGGCAGUUACACAAAACCUGGAAAGCGUACGAGCAAAAAGAGCAGGCCACAGACUGGUCUUGAGCAGCUCGACGAAAUCAGGAAGGGACUGGGUCCGGCUCGCCUGCGGUCCAAGAAUUAUUGA